This is a messenger RNA of Leptinotarsa decemlineata (Colorado potato beetle), 1232 nucleotides long. RefSeq names its product proto-oncogene serine/threonine-protein kinase mos (gene Mos). Gene Ontology annotation, biological process: protein phosphorylation. NCBI's taxonomy places the organism in Eukaryota, Metazoa, Arthropoda, Insecta, Coleoptera, Chrysomelidae. The record is from RefSeq and is a predicted model, not a curated record. Gene Ontology annotation, molecular function: protein serine/threonine kinase activity; ATP binding.
UAAAACUACAUUAUUCAGUGCUGUGACGUGAAUGAUCGGUUUUGGUGGUAACGAUAGUGAAUGUGAAUAAAAUAACAUUGCAAAUAAAAAUGGGUACACCUUUGAAGCUACUGAAAUCAGUUUUAUCCCCUAAAACAUUAUCACCAUCGUCACCUAGGCUAUUAUUUGUACCAAAGUUAAAUGAUAAUGUUAUUCAGAAUAAAUGUGUUUCUUUGAAUAAGCAAAGAAAAUCGCCUGCAAAAAACUUCGAAUAUUCAGAUGUCGCUCCAAGAGUCAAACUAGCAUUCGAACCAGUAGAUAUUCAUGUAACCAAUCACAGCGAUAAGUUAAAAGAAAUUAUCAAACAUGAUAUCUUCAUGAAUUCGCCAAUGAAGAAGAAUAUCAUAGAAAAUGGAGUUGCGGAUGAUAGAUUUUUGAAUAUUCUUGGGAAAGGUAGCUUUGGCAAGGUUAUUAGAGCUGUCUAUAAGGGCACAACUGUGGCGAUGAAGUUAGUAAAAACGUCAAAAUUCUCUUCCAGAGACCACAAUGCGCUACAUUUGAACCACCCGAAUAUUGUAAAAACAUUACACAUCAUAGGAAAUGAGGAAAGUGUGUUUUCAAUGAUUCUCAUGGAAUAUUUUGCAGAUUGUCAAGAUAUGCAAAGCAUACUCGAUAAUCCCGAAGUCAGUUUAGAUAAUAGAAUCGUUAUAAAAUAUACCAAAGACAUUUGUGAGGCACUUCAACAUUGUCAUGAAAAUGGCAUUUUACACUUGGAUCUGAAACCUCAAAACGUUCUUCUUUGUGGGGAUGUGUGUAAAAUUUGCGAUUUUGGAAAUUCUGCGAAAAUUACAGAACUCGUAGAUUUUUUUGAACAUCAAGGAACCGCUGUGUAUACCGCUCCAGAAAUCCUACAAGGCAUAAAGCCUACUGAAAAAAGUGACGUCUACUCCUUAGGAAUUCUUCUUUGGCAAAUGUUGGCCAGAAAGAAUCCCUACAGUGAUCUAGACAAUAUUGAAACUGUCAUAUACAUGGUGGUUAAAUGCCAUUUGAGGCCAGAUAUGCAAAAUCCGACUGAUGCACUUUCUAAUCUGUACCAGAACUGUUGGAAAAGCAACCCAUACAACCGGCCAACAGUUGCUGAAAUUUCAAAUGUUUUAUCCAAUCUGUGAUUGAUUUUAUAUAUUGAUAUUGUUUUUACUCUUUUUACGUUUUAUGUUACUAACAAUGUUGUAAUAAAGUUUUCGCCGUUGAUC